Zygosaccharomyces rouxii is the source of this 648-nucleotide messenger RNA. It is a transcript of the gene MRX11, whose product is annotated as Mrx11p. Bases 1 to 648 code for a protein of 215 amino acids. Gene Ontology annotation, cellular component: mitochondrion. The transcript has a single exon. The record is from RefSeq and is a predicted model, not a curated record. NCBI's taxonomy places the organism in Eukaryota, Fungi, Ascomycota, Saccharomycetes, Saccharomycetales, Saccharomycetaceae.
AUGAAUGUUAUCAUCAAUUCAGCUGGUAAUACACUUUAUCGUUGUCCACUUGUGGGUAAAAAGCUACUUUUAACACCAGGUCCAUUAAAUAUCUUGAUUUCCAAGUAUUCAACAGUCAAUAAUGAAAAGAAUUCAUCGAGUAGAAACCAAAAUCAAAAUCAACAGGAUAGACUGCAUAAAAUCAUUGCCAAAUCAAAGAUUUUAUCCAAAUUAAAUCAAAAUCCAAGAUUUGCAAGUUAUUUUGCUAGAUUAUCUGAUGCAGGCGUCACUUCGACGGUGACUUCUUUUCUAAUUUUACAUGAAUUUACUGCAAUUGUACCGCUAUUUGGACUAUGGUACAUAUUCUACCAGCUAGAUCUACCUGAACAGUAUGAAUUACCUCUGUAUUUUACGGAUCUCUUGAACCGGUGUGGUGAUGCCAUGGAGAAACUGGUUGGUGAUAAGUAUGCCAGUGACUUAGAUCACAAUAGACUCAUACUUGCAGGUGCCAUUUCAUACUCGAUUGUCAAGCUCUUAUACCCAAUUCGAGUGUUUGCGAGUCUCUGGGGGGCUCCAUAUGUGGGGAGGUGGAUUUUAAGUCCAUUCCGUAGAAUAAGGUCUAAAUAUGCCAAGAAGGGUGAGAAAUCUGCUGAGAAUUUUGAUGGAUAA